Messenger RNA from Perognathus longimembris pacificus (Pacific pocket mouse), 2410 nucleotides. RefSeq names its product dynein cytoplasmic 1 light intermediate chain 1 (gene Dync1li1). NCBI's taxonomy places the organism in Eukaryota, Metazoa, Chordata, Mammalia, Rodentia, Heteromyidae. The coding region runs from base 56 to 1624 and encodes 522 amino acids. The transcript has 13 exons. Gene Ontology annotation, molecular function: dynein heavy chain binding. The record is from RefSeq and is a predicted model, not a curated record. Gene Ontology annotation, cellular component: cytoplasmic dynein complex; centrosome. Gene Ontology annotation, biological process: microtubule-based movement; microtubule cytoskeleton organization.
CCGCCGCAGCCCAGCUCAUUCAGUCCGGUUGGGAGUGGUGUGGUUCCCGAUCAAGAUGGCGGCUGUGGGGCGGGUAGGCUCAUUUGGUUCCUCUCCGCCGGGACAUGGCUCGGCUUACUCUGGCGGCCCACUGGCCCACGAGCUGGCGUCGGGCAGUGGCGGCCCCGCAGCGGGCGACGACGAGGACGGGCAGAACCUUUGGUCCUGCAUCCUCAGCGAGGUCUCCACGCGCUCGCGCUCCAAGCUCCCGGCGGGAAAGAACGUGUUGCUGCUGGGUGAAGAUGGAGCUGGAAAAACAAGCUUAAUAAGAAAAAUUCAGGGAAUAGAGGAAUACAAGAAAGGAAGAGGAUUGGAAUAUUUGUACUUCAAUGUGCACGAUGAAGAUAGGGAUGAUCAAACAAGAUGUAAUGUAUGGAUCUUAGAUGGAGACCUAUAUCACAAAGGGCUCCUUAAAUUUUCACUGGAUGCCAUUUCUCUAAAAGACACUCUGGUUAUGCUGGUCGUUGAUAUGUCAAAGCCGUGGACUGCUUUGGAUUCUUUACAGAAAUGGGCAAGUGUUGUGAGAGAACAUGUUGACAAGUUGAAAAUUCCUCCUGAAGAGAUGAAAGAAAUGGAACAAAAGUUGAUUAGGGACUUUCAAGAAUACGUAGAACCAGGAGAAGACUUUCCAGCUUCUCCUCAGAGAAGAAACACUGCAGCACAGGAGGACAGAGGCGACAGUAUCGUUUUACCUCUGGGUGCGGACACACUUACACAUAACCUGGGCAUUCCGGUACUAGUAGUUUGCACCAAGUGUGAUGCCAUUAGUAUACUGGAGAAAGAACAUGACUACAGAGAUGAACAUUUUGACUUUAUCCAGUCACAUAUCCGGAAGUUUUGUUUACAGUAUGGUGCAGCACUUAUUUACACUUCAGUAAAAGAAAACAAAAAUAUAGACUUAGUGUAUAAAUACAUUGUUCAAAAACUCUACGGAUUUCCCUAUAAGAUUCCUGCUGUUGUUGUGGAAAAGGAUGCAGUAUUUAUUCCAGCAGGAUGGGAUAAUGAUAAGAAAAUAGGAAUAUUACAUGAGAAUUUUCAAACACUAAAAGUAGAAGAUAAUUUUGAAGACAUCAUAACUAAACCACCUGUUCGAAAGUUUGUACAUGAGAAGGAAAUUAUGGCAGAAGAUGACCAAGUGUUUCUUAUGAAGUUACAGUCCCUUUUAGCAAAGCAACCACCAACUACAGCUGGAAGGCCUGUGGAUGCAUCACCAAGAGUCCCUGGUGGCUCCCCUCGAACACCAAAUAGAUCUGUGUCAUCCAAUGUUGCCAGUGUGUCACCUAUCCCUGCUGGCUCAAAGAAAAUCGAUCCAAACAUGAAAGCUGGAGCUACCAGUGAGGGUGUUCUGGCGAACUUCUUCAAUAGCCUGCUGAGUAAAAAGACUGGCUCUCCUGGGGGCCCUGGCGUUGGUGGCAGCAGCCCUGGGGCUGGAGGUGGAAGCAGCGCUCUACCACCAUCUGCCAAAAAGUCAGGUCAGAAGCCUGUCUUAUCAGACGUUCAUGCAGAACUAGACAGAAUUACACGGAAACCAGUCCCAGUUUCUCCUACAACACCCACAUCUCCUACAGAAGGAGAAGCUUCUUGAAGAUACCAAAUAAAGCCAUGUACUCAGUUUUCUGGGAUAAUGUAAACUUGCCUCUGCCUUUUCUUUAAAGGUGGAAUUAGGGAGCUGGAGUGCUUUACAGACAAUUAAGUUUAUGUCUGAUUUUUUUUUUUUGUGGCUACCCAUUUUUGUAAAAGGAGCUAUACAAAGAAACCUUAUUCUACAUUGUGUGGAAUUAUUAUUUGCAUUGCCAUUUUGCAUAAGGAAGCAAUUUGGGAUUUUGAAAAUGUUGGAAUUUAUAGACCUGAAAUAGAACCAUGUAAUCAUAUUCUAAAGGUUAUAGAAACCAUACACAAGGGUUUGGGGAAGGGCAGAAAAUAUAGUUUGGGCAUAUGACUGACUUGAAAGUCCAAACUUGUUUUAGUUAAGAUUAUUAAAAUUGUUUUAAAAAUAAUUGUGUGUUUUGCUGAAACAGAAAACAUGAUCAAUUGUCACACCAACAUAAAUAAACACACACACAUAGGGGAAAUACUAAGAAAAGUAUCAGAUAGUGUGUGACAAAUUAGUCAUUGUCUUAAUCAGUGAGGAAUCAUCAAAAUAUGAUUUAGGAUUAUUGGCCAACACGUUUCUUUUAACUGCAAAAGAAAGAAAGCACACUGCCUAAAUGUGUAAAAGAAAAAUGCAGAGGUUAUAAAAAUGUAAAGAGAUAACAGUCUUUGGAUUUGUUUAUACAUAUAUAUAUCUAUAUAUAUGGCUCUGCCUUAAUAUACUCCUUUUUUGUUUGUGACUUUCAACUGUAAUCAGUUAAUAAAGUAUUUAUUCUCUGCA